ACUGAGAGUGCGUGUCUGCGCUGCGCAGUGCGCUCUAGCUGGCUUUUGAGGAAGAGGCGCGCACCUUAUUUGCUCAGUCGAGUCCUGUCUUUUGUACAUGCAUGGUGAAGUCUUGCCAAGGCAUACCUGCGCUGCAGAAAACACGCCCAACUUCUGAAUAACGGCGACAAGAAAGGAUGACCCCCAGUCGUCCAGGCAAAUGCAAAAUCUGUGGAUAAUAGCCUAAUGUGGAAGAGCAUCAGACAAUACUAGUUAUUUUCGUUCAUGAGGUAGAGAAACAACUAACAGUGUUUCAUUGAAUAAUUAGGAUACUUAUUUAGGGUUAUGUCAAUGCAAUUUACUAUUAUUUGAACCAUUUGUUCUAGUAAGAAAAGGGGCAAUUCUAAAGGACAAUGUUACUCACUAAAACUUCAUCGUUGAAAUGGAUACGCGCGUUAUUUGCAAUAUGGCUGCAUCUAACUGUAUGGGAAACGACGGAGGCCAUCCAUCCAGACUGUGCCCUGGUCUCUCAUCACAUGAAGGCCCAGGAGAGCUGUAUCCACACACGCAGACAGGAGGCCCGGAACCGCUCUGCCAGGACAGGGUGUCGAACAGAGUGGGAUGAGAUCAGAUGCUGGUCAAGGGCUGAGGUGGGCCAGAUUGUCAACGUCUCCUGCUCAGACGUCUCCCAGCUCUUCGCCAAUAAAGGCUACAUCUUCAGGAACUGUACGAAGGACGGCUGGACAGAGCUGUACCCUACGUAUGAGAAGGCCUGUGAGUUCGCAGAUGAGUCAGAGACAGGAUCAGAGACAACAUACUUCUCCACCAUCAGUCAGGUGUACACCACUGGAUACGCCACCUCCCUCAUCUCCCUCAUAUCAGCCAUCUUUGUCUUCACUGUGUUCAGGAAGUUCCACUGUACCAGGAACUACAUCCACAUCAACCUGUUCUCCUCAUUCAUCCUGAGAGCCAGUGCCGUCUUCAUCAAGGACGGGGUACUGUUCGCUGACGAGAACCUGGACCACUGCUUCAUGUCCACCACGGCGUGUAAGUCAGCGGUGGCCUUCUUCCAGUUUAGUAUCCUGGCUAACUACUUUUGGUUGCUGGUGGAGGGCAUGUACCUCCAGACCCUCCUGGCCCUCACUUUCGUCUCACACAAGAAGUACUUCUGGUGGUACACACUCAUCGGCUGGGGUCUCCCAACUACAGUACUGUUGGUGUGGGUUCUGACACGCAACUUCUAUGAUAACCGAGGUUGCUGGGAUGACACUGAUGUGGUCUUCAUCUGGUGGAUCAUCAAAGGGCCAAUAACAGCAUCGCUACUGGUCAACUUCAUCAUCUUCAUCAAUGUGAUCCGUAUUCUGGUCCAGAAGCUCAAGUCUCCAGGCGUGGGGGGCCACGACACUGGCCACUUCAUGAGGCUGGCUAAGUCCACUCUGUUCCUGAUCCCUCUGUUUGGGAUGCACUACAUGGUGUUUGCCUUUCUACCAGAGAACACAGGAGAGGAGGCACGUAUCUUCAUAGAGCUGGGCCUGGGAUCCUUUCAGGGCUUUGUGGUGGCUCUGCUCUACUGUUUCCUAAAUGGAGAAGUGCAGGCAGAGCUGAAGAAGCGUCUGUGGAAGUGGCAUAUCCAGGGCUAUCUGAGUUACAGUAGGAGAAGACGUACCCUCUUCACAGAGAGCUCCACUGUCACACAGAUCUCUGUUCUGGAGAAGUCCUCUCCCAAGGAGCUGCCCUGCAUCAGCGACACACACGCACUCACACACACCGACACACACACACUCACACACACUGACACACACACACUCACACACAGCUCUGUCUCAACCUGUGACGACACAAACACCCUCACACACAACACCGACACACUCACACACAACUCAACUGUCUGAGA
Molecule: messenger RNA, 1873 nt
Organism: Coregonus clupeaformis (lake whitefish)
Lineage: Eukaryota; Metazoa; Chordata; Actinopteri; Salmoniformes; Salmonidae
Product: pituitary adenylate cyclase-activating polypeptide type I receptor
Exons: 13
Coding region: 393-1871 (492 amino acids)
Biological process (GO): adenylate cyclase-modulating G protein-coupled receptor signaling pathway; cell surface receptor signaling pathway
Cellular component (GO): plasma membrane
Molecular function (GO): G protein-coupled peptide receptor activity; vasoactive intestinal polypeptide receptor activity; peptide hormone binding
Source: RefSeq, a predicted model, not a curated record